This is a messenger RNA of Linderina pennispora, 1074 nucleotides long. RefSeq lists its product as uncharacterized. Gene Ontology annotation, cellular component: intracellular membrane-bounded organelle; membrane. Gene Ontology annotation, biological process: transmembrane transport. The transcript has a single exon. Bases 1 to 1074 code for a protein of 357 amino acids. NCBI's taxonomy places the organism in Eukaryota, Fungi, Kickxellomycota, Kickxellomycetes, Kickxellales, Kickxellaceae. The record is from RefSeq and is a predicted model, not a curated record.
AUGCCUGCACUGUUCAAGGUUCUUGUCCUGGCUGGUAUGCUGGUGGGUGGCGCCCUCAAUACCAUUAUUCUCAAGUACCAGAACAAGACCUGCAUAGCCCACUGCAGCCCUGAGGACCCCGCGCCGCCGGAAUUCUUCACACAGCCCAUCCUGCAGACCACUGGCAUGUUGGUAGGCGAAAUUGUCAGCUUUAUGCUCUCCGUGCUCUACAACCAGUUUGCACAGGGCCGCGCGGAAAUGAACACAGCAGACGAGACCACGCGACUUUUGGUUCCACGUGCGCGGCACAAGGCUCCCUUGCGCGGUACCUACCGUCUGCUGCUGGGAUUCCCGGCGAUAUGCGAUACCACAAGCACCACCAUGCUGUUCCUCAUUCUGGUGUAUAUUCCGACCUCGAUAAUGAACAUACUGCGUGGUCUCAGCAUAAUUUUCGCAAGUAUCUUCGCAGCAAAGUUCCUUGGGCGGCGGCUCACGCUUGUUCAGUGCAUUUCCCUAGCCCUUGUAUUUGCUGGCAUCUUCUUCAGCACCUUGCCGGAUCUCCUCGAUAAUAGCCGUGUGGAGGGCUGCGCAUAUGACGCAAGAAGCCUCAUCCUUGGUGUGACGCUCGUGCUGGUAUCGCAAUUGCUGUCUGCCUUUCAGUACAUCUCUGAAGACAUUAUCCUGGAACGCUUCUCGGUUGCCCCGGUCGAGGUCGCUGGCCAUGAGGGAUUCUUUGGCAUCUCGACUAUCCUCCUUGUGCUGCUCCCGUUCUAUCUUACAUCACAGCCGACCGGAUUUUUCGAUAUUGUCGAAGCAGUGCGUCAGGUCAUUAGCCACCAGAGGCUGUGGGUUUCGAUGCUGUGCUUUUUGAUGACCCAGGCUACAGCGAGUGUAUGCGCACUGCUGGUUAUUGGGUUCUGGGGUGCAACGGCUCGCGCAACCAUCGACCAAUGCCGCACCCUGGUGGUGUGGGCAAUUUCAAUGGGGCUUGGCUGGGAGUCCUUCAGUGCCGUGCAGGCUGCAGGAUUUGCUGCUGUGGUCUACGGAAACUUUGCUUAUGCCGGCUCCGUCAGCCUGCCAUUUGUCCGUGGUUAG